Dreissena polymorpha is the source of this 6415-nucleotide messenger RNA. RefSeq names its product deleted in malignant brain tumors 1 protein-like. The transcript is spliced from 47 exons. Gene Ontology annotation, molecular function: G protein-coupled receptor activity. Gene Ontology annotation, cellular component: membrane. The coding region runs from base 68 to 5626 and encodes 1852 amino acids. Gene Ontology annotation, biological process: cell surface receptor signaling pathway; G protein-coupled receptor signaling pathway; negative regulation of angiogenesis. The record is from RefSeq and is a predicted model, not a curated record. Lineage: Eukaryota; Metazoa; Mollusca; Bivalvia; Myida; Dreissenidae.
UUUAUAUUCAAAUAUUCCUCUUGUUUGCAAUAUAUGUUUAUUUAAAAUUUAUGUCUGCUAGUCAACGAUGUAUUUUCGGGGAUUAAUAAUUUUUUGCCUAAUACUUACACGUGUUAAAAGCGCAGGUCAAGGUACUGUUCGGUUAGCUGAUGGAGGCACCGACUGGGGACGCGUAGAAGUUUUUCAUGACGGCGUGUGGGGAUCUGUUUGCAGUACAAACAAUGAUUAUGAUGUGGCUUAUGUAGUUUGCAAUCAUCUGGGAUUUGACGACUCAUACCCGUUACAGCAAGUCGAUUUUCCCAAAGGAACAAGCAAAAUCUGGUUACAUGUUCGCGAAUGCGAAUACGAUACACUGUCAAUUCACAACUGUACCCACAACGGUUGGGGACAACAUAAUUGCACCCACGACAACGACAUCGGUGUCUUAUGUGUGUAUAAAAAUUGCAAACUAGGGUCUAAGAUCGCAAACGGAAAUAUAACAUCUAGUUCAAGAUACGGAUCAACUAGUCGAGUUGUUUGUGACCAAGGAUAUCGCCCAAACCGGAACUUAACUAAUGGAGGUGUGAGGUGCUUACCAAACGGUGAAUUGGAGGCCGUACAAUGCGAACCUUUUGUUGCACAUACAGACCAUCUAAAUCCAGGUGUACGUCUCACUGGAGGAAGACCAAACUGGGGACGUGUAGAAGUUUUCCAUGACGGCGAGUGGGGGACAGUGUGCAAUAACUUGAUGAAUUUAAAUUUUGUCGAUGUUCUAUGCAGGCAGCUUGGAAUGCAUAAUGGUGGAUUUUUAAUAACUGAAGACUUCGGGAAAGGUAAUGGCACAAUAUGGUUGGAGUUGGAUGGAAUUCAAUGUACUGGAACCGAGUUGUCUAUCAUGAACUGUUCACAUAAAGGUUGGGGACCACACACGUGUGACCAUUCAAAAGAAGUUGGAGUUAUGUGUAAUGCUAGAGAUUGUGACCCAUCACCAACUAUACUCAACGGCGAAAUGAUAAACCAAUAUUACGUUAGAACAUAUGGUUAUCUCGCAAGAGUUAUCUGUGACCCAGGCUAUCGUGUUUAUCAUAACUUAAAAAGAGGAGGUGUGAGAUGUAUGCCUCAUGGCGAAUGGGAUACCGUACGAUGUGAAAAGAAUGUUGCGUUGGAACAGACAAUGAACAAUUCAGGCAAUGUUCGUCUCGCCGACGGAGGUAAAAACUGGGGACGUGUAGAAGUGUUCCAUAAUGGCGAAUGGGGAACGGUGUGUGAUAACAACAUGGAUGAUAAUUUUGUCGACGUUCUAUGUGCUCAACUUGGAAUGAACAAUGGUACAAUUUUGCAAAAUUUUAAUUAUAAGAAAGGUACUGGAAAGAUUUGGAUGGACAACGUUAAAUGCACCGGGGCUGAACUUUCCAUUGAAAACUGCACCCAUCGAGGUUGGGGAAUUCAUUAUUGCAAUCACGAACACGACGACGUAGGUGUUGUUUGCGACCCUAAAAAUUGUGACGCUUCACCAACUAUCAUCAACGGGAAAGUGAUGGUAGAAUCAUACUCAAAGUCAUAUGGUUAUACCGCCAGAGUUAUCUGUGACCCAGGCUACCGUGUUUAUCAGAACUUAACACGAGGAAGAGUGAAAUGUAUGCCUCAUGGCGAAUGGGAGACCGUACUAUGUGAAAGGAAUGUUGCGUUGGAACAGACAAUGAACAAUUCAGGCAAUGUUCGGCUCGCCGACGGAGGUAAAAACUGGGGACGUGUAGAAGUGUUCCAUAAUGGCGAAUGGGGAACGGUGUGUGAUGACCACAUGGAUGAUAAUUUCGUCGACGUUCUAUGUGCUCAACUUGGAAUGAACAAUGGUAACAUUUUGCAAAAUUUAAAUUAUAAGAAAGGUACUGGAAAGAUUUGGAUGGACAACGUUGAAUGCACCGGGGCUGAACUUUCCAUUGAAAACUGCACCCAUCAUGGUUGGGGAAUUCAUGAUUGCAAUCACGAACAAGAAGACGUAGGUGUUGUUUGCGACCCUAAAAAUUGUACAAUUUGGCCGACUAUUAUACAUGGAGAUAUUAUGAAAACUGGUUCAAGAACAACCUACUCAAGGGCUAGGGUGAUUUGUGAUUCCGGGUACCGCGUAUAUCAAAACUUAACAGACGGAGGAGUGAGAUGUAUGCCGCAUGGUGAAUGGGAGACCGUGCUUUGUGAAAAGAAUGGUGUGCUUGCAGAGAGCAGUAUUUCAGGUAACGUCCGCCUCGCAGACGGAGCUGGUAAUUGGGGUCGAGUAGAAGUGUUCCACGACGGCGAAUGGGGGACAGUAUGUGAUAACGACAUGGAUAAUAACUUUGUGGACGUUCUUUGCAGUCAGCUCGGAAUGAACAAAGGCCAGUUUUUGCGCAACUUCGAGUUCAAAAAAGGUUCGGAAAAAGUCUGGUUUGAAGAAGUCAAGUGUAGUGGUGCUGAGUUAUCUAUUGAGAAUUGUACCCUGACGGAUUGGGGAGAAACAAAUUACUUUUGUUAUCACGAACGAGACGUUGGUGUUGUAUGCAACCCUAAAGACUGCGUGUCCCCGCAGGUGAUAGACAAUGGGACAAUUGUGAAAAAAGGAUCAACAUCAUACGGUUCAAUUGCUAGAGUAAUUUGCAACCCGGGAUUCCGUGUCUUCGGGAAUUUAACGAACGGGGGCGUUAAAUGCUUGCCUCAUGGUGAAUGGGAGAGCGUACAAUGUGAAAACAAUAAUGUGACAGUUGAAAGCCGAUAUAAAGGAAACGUCCGGCUCGCCGACGGAGGUGACACCUGGGGACGUGUAGAAGUUUUCCACGAUGGCGAAUGGGGGGCAGUGUGUCAAAACAUUAAUAACAAUUUUGCCGAAGUUCUUUGUGCUCAGCUUGGAAUGAAUGCUGGUGAGAUUCUUCUACGUAUUGACUUUAAGAAAGGUAGGGGUCGAAUCUGGCUUAGUAACGUCUAUUGUUAUGGAACGGAAUUGUCAAUUACGGACUGCGCACAUGAUGGUUGGGGUAACCAUAGCUGUGGUCACUACAGUGAAGUUGGUGUUGCUUGCAAUCCGAAAGACUGCGAUGCAACACCGAAGAUUGCCUAUGGGUAUAUUAAUAAACACGCAUCAACAUUGGUAUGCAAUACCUGCGACCCAGGGUACCGCAUUUAUCAGUAUAGCAGUGGAGAUGUGCGUUGCUUGUUAAAUUCUGAAUUGAACGUUAUCAAUACCUUAAAUAAGAGAGUGCGACUUGCUGAUGGAGGUUUGAAUUGGGGAAGAGUAGAAGUUUUCCACGACGGUGAGUGGGGAACGGUAUGCGAUUACGGGGCUGAUACCACUUUUGCAAAUGUGCUUUGCCAAGAACUAGGAAUGGGCAAUGGCACAAUUUCGAAACUUUCGGAAUUCCAAAUCAAAACAUUUUUUGAAGCUGACAGCAGAAUUUGGCUAGAUGAGGUCAAGUGUACAGGAAACGAGUCAUCGAUCGUUGACUGUGCACACACUGAAUGGGGUGCUCAUAACUGUGGGCACAGCGAAGACAUUGUCGUUCUAUGUUACGCAAACGAUUGUGGAGUACAGGUACAAAAAGGCGACAAAAAGGCAGUGGCUUCUUCAACAUUGUACGGCUCAUUUUCUAAGUUUACUUGUAACCCUGGAUACCGCACCUCUCAGAACUUGACUACGGGAAAUAUGGCAUGUAUGCCAGACGGCAAAUGGGAGGCCAUCCAAUGCGAGAAGACGGAUGAUCAUAAGACUGAUAACCGAGAGGACAGUCCGGCUCCUGUUAAAUGUCUGCCAAACACCGAUUUUAAUGGUGUUGAAUGGGAUGCAGUGGAUGCAGGGAAGGUAACACGGAAAAACUGCACAGACGGAUACACCGGUAUGAUAACAAGGACUUGCAAUACAAGUGGUUAUUAUGAAAACCCUACGAACAACUGCACAAAGCAGGCUAUACAUGCGUUACUAAACAAGAUUAAAGACAAUGUGAGUGCAGACGUGAAAGAAACAAUCGAUGAUUUAAGGAAAGAAAUCAGCCUAGAAAACAACACCACUUCUGAAAAGACGACACUUCAUGUUGGUGACAUUGAAACGGCGACAGAAAUAAUGAAACUUAUUACUGACCGUUUUGAAGCACAUAACUCUUCCAUUGAAAAUGUGACAGAUUCCUUCGUCGAUGUCGUGGACAAUCUAAUUAGCGAUAGAACAACACAUUCAUGGGGCGCCCUAUUGGACAAGGGCGGGGCUGCCACAGUGAUCAACGUACUAGAUGAGUUUAUAUCCAAAGUUGUUAACAACAGUGCUGUAUCGAAACAAAAUAUGACCGUUCGGAAAGAUAAUAUUUUUAUUGAAAUAGGCUCUGUGGCGCAAUGCUCAAAGAUAAAGUUUCCAAAUAGUGGGAAAAACGGAAAUGUUCCAGAUUGGGCUAUGACGAGACAUGAUACUGUUGAAGUUGCAUGCCGUGGAAGUGGUGGACUGACGUUUAGUGGUUCCCUCUUCAGGAAUAUGACGUCGAUAAUGUCGUCAAAAACUAAAAACUCGAGGCAUAUGGAAAUCAAUACCCCGGUUCUUGCGUUCAGCGUGCACGAUUCCAUAACGGCUUCUGAUGCACAGAACGUCACCUUAAUAUUCGAACUAUUCAAUACAGACUUAGCAAAACCGUCUUGCCGCUUCUGGGAAAAGGGUAAUUCAAGCGGUGAAGGAUUCUGGUCUAGCGACGGAUGCAAACUGGUAGAAUAUAACCACCAGGCGGGACGUGUAACCUGCUCAUGCAAUCAUCUCACAAACUUUGCUGUUCUGAUGAGUCCAGGCGUUACAGUAGAAAAGAUCCAUCAUCAGGCUCUCAGUGCUAUAACAGUGAUUGGAUGUUGUCUGUCCCUGGCAGGUCUUGUAACAACGUCAGUAAUUUACGUAUACUGUUGGAGGAUGGUGAAGUCAAACCGAGCAACCUUGCUGUUAAACCUGUGUGCAGCUCUGUUCGUUGCGUAUAUAGCGUUCCUCAUAGGAAUUAAGCGCACACAACCAAUGGGCGCUUGUACAUUUACCGCCGUGUUGCUUCACUACGUGUAUCUCGUGGCAUUCUUCCUGAUGUUGGCAGAGGGAGGCGUUAUUGCGUUGAUGGUGCUGAGCCCGCUAACCAAGAGGAACAGUGUCCCUUACUUCUUGGCAGGAGCAUAUGGUAUUCCUGUCGUAAUUGUUGGUGUGUCCAUGGUCGCGACACAGUUGGACGGUUACGGCAAUGACAGAUUCUGCUGGUUGUCCGUGGAGUCAGGUCUGUUUUGGGCAUUUGCAGGACCAGUCCUUGCCAUAGUUGUGACAAACCUGAUUAUCCUGGUGCUCGUGUUGAAACAAUUGUUCGGAGUUGCCGCCAUGUCAAAGAAAACAGACGCUGAGAAAGUCAAGACCGGUGUGCGCAGUGUUUGUAUUCUACUUCCCGUGCUUGGCCUCACCUGGGUGUUCGGUAUUUUCGCAGUCAACAAGGACACGCUCGUCUUCCAGUACUUGUUUGCCAUCUUCAACAGCCUGCAGGGAUUCCUGAUAUUUCUGGUACAAUGCGUGUUUGACAGAAAAGUACGCGACGCUCUUCGCCAGAGGAAGUUACCAUGGUUCACAUCUACCGACGUUCGUACCGGAGACACAGAGAUGAGGUCUACGCAGAAAUCUACAUAGCACAGUGUCUGUGUAUCCACAUAGAAAUGAGAAUCAAUAAAAGGUCAAAGUACACGGAGGCUCUACUCAUAUUUUUGAUUUCAGAAGUGAUUUAUACGCAAUCAUUGGGUUGUAUCAUAAUGGAGAACCUUAUUCAAUUAUGCAUGAUCGCUUUAAAUAUGAACGUAAAAUGGUGAGAUAUAUUUAUGAAGUUUGAACAAUAUGAAAAGUAGUGAAUAUUAAGUGCAAAGACAUAUUCAAUUUUUUUCUUUUUUUCUCUUUUUUUUUGUAAUUUAUACUCAAUAUUUUGCCGCUUAUGCUUUUGCAUUGAAGAGCUUUUCAAUACAGCAUUUUGUUUAAAUUUAUCAUAUAAUUUUGAUAAAAACACCAAUGGACAUGAACUUGCAUUAUAACAGUCUGGACUAUGAUUUUAUAUCAGUUCUUUGUUUACUGAGUUUAAGAGUAGAUUUUGCAAUGAAAGUUUGAUCGUGAAAAAUUCAGAACAUUUGACUGUACUUGCAAAUCAGUUGUCUAGUAGAUUACCACAAUCGUUUUAUUUCUAAAAAAGGCUUAUGCAAUGUUUAUCCUAGACAGCUAGAUAUUAGGAUUGUAACGUCUUUUCAUAAAGUAUGUUUGUGUUUGUUGUUCUAUAUAUAGUAUUUGUGUAAAGGCAUUUUUUAUUUCUCUUUUAAUUUAUUAAUUUUCUAAAAUUUCUUAUACAUAUGAUAAUUAAUGUAUAUGUUUUUUUUCUAUAACAUGUAUGGUUUUAUUUUAUUUAUCUUCUCGUACGGUUAAUAAAGAUAAAAACAG